Messenger RNA from Nakaseomyces glabratus, 462 nucleotides. RefSeq names its product DNA-directed RNA polymerase III subunit RPC17 (gene RPC17). The record is from RefSeq and is a predicted model, not a curated record. Gene Ontology annotation, molecular function: nucleotide binding. NCBI's taxonomy places the organism in Eukaryota, Fungi, Ascomycota, Saccharomycetes, Saccharomycetales, Saccharomycetaceae. Gene Ontology annotation, cellular component: RNA polymerase III complex. Gene Ontology annotation, biological process: transcription initiation at RNA polymerase III promoter.
AUGAAGGUUCUGGAGACAAGAGAUGCGUUUUUGUCAGAUUAUGAAGUGCUACAACAUUUGUCGAAGAUGGAGAGACAAUACCAUUGGGAUGAUGAGUCUAUAGCGGAGAUGAGCACGAAAAAAAGGCAUAUGCACCGCAAGAGACCUUACAACAACCCAGCACUGCAAAGGAUUACGCGAGAUGUGAUAGAUUACUUAAAGAUGAACAAAUACGACGUGGCACAGGAGGAAGAAGAAGACGUUAAGAAGAUGUCCCCACUCUGCAACCUCAAUGACGAUAAAUUUACUGAACUUGUCAUGAGACUUAACCAGUACGAGCUUUUUCAAGCAGAGAAAUUACAGAUAGUAAACCAGCUGCCUGUGCAAAUGGUCCACCUAUACGCCAUAGUCGAGGAGUGUGACACCCGAUUCACCCAGGAGCAAAUUGACGCACUACUGCAACUAGUGGCAGAGUACGUGUGA